Dracunculus medinensis (Guinea worm) is the source of this 666-nucleotide messenger RNA. The record is from the annotation of a GenBank genome assembly. NCBI's taxonomy places the organism in Eukaryota, Metazoa, Nematoda, Chromadorea, Rhabditida, Dracunculidae.
AUAAUGAGUGUUGAAGAAAAAAUAAACGAUUUCACAACUAAUGCAAAUUUGCUUGCAAAUGAUUACUCGCCAUCGAAGUAUGUAAAAUUGAAUGUUGGUGGAUGCUUAUUUCAGACAACAUUACUUACUGACAAUGAUGGUUGGAUAUUAAUAGAUCGAUGUGGCAAGCAUUUUGGCACAAUUCUGAAUUUUUUACGAGAUGGCAGUAUACCGCGUCCAGAUUGUUGUGCUGAAAUCAUGGAACUUAUGGCAGAGGCAAAAUUUUUUCUCAUACAGAAUCUUGUUCAGCAAUGUCAGAAUUGGCUGGAUGUUAUAAAAAAAGAAGAUAUUGAACCAGUUGGUAUUUGUAAAGUUCCUAUUGUUUGUACUAAAAAAGGUUCUGAUCUUAUUGUGAAUAGUACUGCUAAGCCUGUCAUUAAAUUGCUCAUUAAUCGUCAUAAUAAUAAGUAUUCUUAUACGGUACAAUCAGAUGAUAAUUUAAUGAAAAAUCUCGAACUCUUUGAUCGUCUUCUGUUUCGCUUCAAUGAACGUAUUUUAUUCAUUAAAGAUGUUGGCGCUGAAAAUUCUGAAGUUUGCCAGUGGACGUUUUAUGGUCAGAGGCAGAAAAAAGCUGAAGUUAUUAAUUUUUCCAAAAAAAAUUUGAUUUUUUCGUUCAUUUUUAUUUGA